CUUGAUUUUGUUUUUAUUUAGAAAUUUAAUGAGUAGGAACAAACGGUUUGCUCUUAAUUGUUACUUGAGGAAAAGGUUUUUAUUUUGAUUGUCCCUUUACUUAAUAUGAGAUAACAUGGACGCUCUGCCUCGAGGAAGCAGAAUCACCUUCAAACAAGCGAAGCCAAAUCCGCUUUUUCAGGGAUGGUUGGAAGAAUUGCAUAAAGAAGCAGUUGAGAAUAACAGUAACUUCGAGUUGGUUGUGAAGGAAGCUCUCACCGCUCUAUCUAAGUAUCCUCUACCUCUGCAGAGUGGCACAGAGUGUGCCAUUCUUAAAGGCUUUGACAAAAAACUAUGUGCAUACUUAGACAAGCGUUUAGAAGUACAUAAUUACAACAAAAAUUUGCUUACAAAUAAUUCAUCUCCUAAAAGCUCUGACACAGAAACUUAUGAUCUAGAUAGUCCUAUAAGAAUUGACUGUGAACCAAAAUCACCUAUUAUUACAAACUCACAUAGUCCUGUUAAAACAAAUUUGAGUGAACCAUGUAAUUCAAACUCACUCAGUCCUGUUAACAUAAAUUUGAGCUCAGAUAACCAAGAAAAUGCACAAAGCAGUGCCUCAGGCAGUAGCAAAGCCAAAGCUACAAAAAAGAAACAAAGAGGUGUCUACAAACCAGCAUUCCGGUCUGGCAGCUAUGCCAUUCUUGUUGGUCUCCUAGAACAUUUUAAUCAGAAUCCUGACAGUCCGGCAUUGAAAAAGGAAGAUUUGAUAGAUAUAGCACAAAAACACAGUGAAGAAUCAUUUACUAGACCAAAGCCGGAGUCUUUUUACACUGCCUGGAGUAAUAUGACUAGAUUAGUAACUAAAGGGCUGGUGAAUAAAAGGAAGAAUGGUAGGAAAAUUGAGUAUUUCUUAACAGAUGAAGGAAUUUCAAAGGCACAGGAACUUUUAAAGGAAUAUGCAAAUACUCCUACAGCUAAUGACAUUAUUUUUAACGGUGCUAGUCCACAAAGAAGAAGUCCAGAUAUGGAAGUUGAUAUAGUAAUUGAUAGGCCAAUUGUAAGAGAAGCUACGAAAUCUCCAGUACCAGUAUUACAAAGUCUGGAUGCUAUUGAAAUGCCGCCUGGAUCAUUUGAUGUCAUUUUGUUAAUUGAUAAAUGUGAAACCAGUGGAUUAUCAAACAAACACGAUCCAACAGUUGGUCAAUUCAAGAAAUACCCAGACUUAAAACAUGAAUAUAGAAGUUUAAAAGUCGGAGACUUCACAUGGGUGGCUCAGCACAAAACCAACAAGGACCAAGAACUUGUUCUUCCAUAUGUUGUGGAAAGAAAGCGUAUGGAUGACCUCGGAUCUAGCAUAAAGGAUGGCAGGUUCCAUGAGCAGAAGUUUAGAUUAAGAAAAUCAGGAUUAAAAAAUGUUAUUUAUUUAGUUGAGAAUUAUGGGUCUAAUAAACAUGUAGGUCUGCCAAUACAGUCUUUGAUGCAAGCUCUGCAGAAUACGAGAGUGCAAGAUAAUUUUAAAGUGCAUGAAACAGAUUCUUUGAAGAACUCUGCAAGGUUUUUGGCCAUGAUGACUAAAAGACUGACUAUAGAGUAUAAGGAUAAACAUUUAAAAGGAUACAACAGGGAACCACAAGGAGACGACCUAAUGACAUUCUCAUUUCUCAACCAGGCGUCUAAAAAAACGAAGCCUCUAACAGUCACGGAGACAUUCAUCAAACUGCUACUACAACUCAAAGGCGCGUCAGUUGAAAAAGCUUUGGCUAUAACUGAGGUGUACAAGACCCCACACUCUCUUAUUGAGGCGUAUGAAAACUGUAGCCAGAAAGAAGGAGAGUUUUUGCUAGCCAAUUUGAAGUAUGGCGAUUUGAGCAGGAAUGUUGGGCCUACGGUUAGCAAAUCUGUGUAUCAUUUGUUCUCUAAUAUAAAUCUAGCUUGAC
Molecule: messenger RNA, 1919 nt
Organism: Leguminivora glycinivorella
Lineage: Eukaryota; Metazoa; Arthropoda; Insecta; Lepidoptera; Tortricidae
Gene: mus81
Product: crossover junction endonuclease MUS81
Exons: 4
Coding region: 116-1918 (600 amino acids)
Biological process (GO): DNA catabolic process; resolution of meiotic recombination intermediates; mitotic intra-S DNA damage checkpoint signaling
Cellular component (GO): Holliday junction resolvase complex; nucleus
Molecular function (GO): crossover junction DNA endonuclease activity; 3'-flap endonuclease activity; DNA binding
Source: RefSeq, a predicted model, not a curated record